Molecule: messenger RNA, 231 nt
Organism: Rangifer tarandus platyrhynchus (Svalbard reindeer)
Lineage: Eukaryota; Metazoa; Chordata; Mammalia; Artiodactyla; Cervidae
Source: the annotation of a GenBank genome assembly
AUGCGGGUGGUGACCCCGGCCUCUCUGCAGCCCCACCGCGCUGCGCUGGUUCUGGAGUCCCGGGGCGCCUCUCCACUGUGCUGUGCGCUGCUCUCAAGCCCUUAUUUGAGCUCAUAUUUUGGUAUCUGUUUAUGGUUCCUAAAAUUUAGCCAGUUCGAUUUUAAGGAGCCACCGCCGCUGCUGCCGCAGCUGCUGCGUGUUCUCCGGCGAGCCGGAGUCUUCCUGCAGUAG